Messenger RNA from Drosophila ficusphila, 826 nucleotides. RefSeq lists its product as uncharacterized. The record is from RefSeq and is a predicted model, not a curated record. Bases 124 to 618 code for a protein of 164 amino acids. NCBI's taxonomy places the organism in Eukaryota, Metazoa, Arthropoda, Insecta, Diptera, Drosophilidae. The transcript has 4 exons.
CUCUCUUUGUUAACAAUCUAUAUUAAUACUUAGCUUUGAUGUUAUGUUUUUUCGAACAUUUCUCGCCAGCUUUCCUUACUAGAUAUAUUUAGGGAGUUAUCAAAAUUACAAGUUACCAUUAUUAUGAGUUUCCACUUUCGAGUGGUUAACUUUAUACUGCUGCUGCUAACGACGGUGCUGGAGAUCCUGUCCCUGGCCUUUAUCAUCCGCAUCCUGGACACCCACUGCGUUCUCGGCGAGGAGUACGGGAUAUCGGUGUGGAUGUUAAUCUUUGUCAUGCCGCCCAUCGCCUUGCAGAGUUUGGUCCUUCUUCUUUUCCGGCUGUGCUGCACCACCGUGGGACUCGAUCCAAUUGCGAUGACGUUUAAUUUGGUUAGCGGCGUCGCCUGCAUAGUCGCCGGCCUCACUUUGCUCGUGGCCAUGAUCGAUCACUGUGGCAACGAGUUCGCACUCAUAUUCUACUUGUCCGGCGCCUUCGGCAUGAUUGCAGGGAUCCUGCACUUGGUGAACACCUGCAUCUGCAACGUUUACAUGCCCCGCGGCGAAUGGAAAUAUCUCAAACCCUCGAAAAGAAUGAAGAGAAAAGCUACAAAGAAAAAAGAUUUCAAUGGCGACUAAUGGGCAUCGGAGAAAGUCUUUAGAGGACUAUAAAUGUGUUAUAGAAUCUUUACACCGUUUUGGAAGUGCUUUUUAAUGUUUUUUUUUUUUUUUUAGCUUUUUCCAAAGUAUGUCUUAAAUUAUAUUUUCCUAUUGAUUAACGUAACUUCAACCGUUGGAAGUGCAACAGUUGAGCAGUAAAAUAAACGUUAUUGUAACUAAAUCGUAA